This is a messenger RNA of Strongylus vulgaris, 660 nucleotides long. The record is from the annotation of a GenBank genome assembly. NCBI's taxonomy places the organism in Eukaryota, Metazoa, Nematoda, Chromadorea, Rhabditida, Strongylidae.
UUUGUGACUAGUACGUGUAACAUUACGAAGAGAACAAUGAAUACUCUUCAAAAAUGGUGGAAUCAAGCAACGAAAGUGGAACUUUCAAGUAAUGUAAACUACAAUGAGGAUACAAUCAAAGAAUUUGGAAUGAUGGCAAAUUCAAAAACCACUGCCAUUGCUUGUACGUAUGGCAAAUGUACAGAUGGAAGUAACAAACUUCUCUGUGUCUACAAUCAAAAACCUGACAUCGGUGGUGAUUUAUACUCGACUGUUCAAACAAUUCAGGAUACGUGCUCUGAUUGCCCAGAUCAAUGUUAUGCGUACCUUUGCCGUAGAGAUCCAGCAGCAACUAGUGCUUCCGAAAUUCCGCUCAGCAUGUGUUCCAGUGGAAGUGACGAAAUGGAUUAUUAUUUGCAAAAAAUGGCUCGGGAUAUGCAUAAUCACUACAGAAGACUCGUGGCAACUGGAUGGGCUAAGGAUAAUCAAGGGUACGCUCCACCAGCAAAAGCAAUGCAACAAUUGAGUUACGAUUGUGACACCAUUGGAGAGUCCUCUAAAAGCAAAGCUGAUUGCGAUUUGAAUUCUUAUACUGCAGAUACUGAUUUCUCGAUAAACUACUUCAUAUAUGAUAAGGUUUCAAAGGAAGAGGCUCUUCAGAAGAUACUGGUUUCUCGAUAA